CUCGCCCGCCUCCCGGUAGGCGGGGCCCCGCUCUCCCAGCAGCCGCUACCGCCGCUGCCGCCGCCGCCGCCGCUGCCGCCGCCGCCACCGCCGCCGCCGCUGUCGCCCCGCGUCCCCGGUGGAGCCGCCGCCGCUGCCGCCGGGAGCUCGAUGCGGACGGAGCCCGGGCCGGGCCAUGGGGAUCCUCAGCAUCACGGACCAGCCGCCCCUGGUCCAGGCCAUCUUUAGCCGGGAUGUGGAGGAAGUGCGCUCCCUCCUCUCGCAGAAGGAGAACAUCAACGUGCUGGACCAAGAGAGAAGGACCCCUCUGCAUGCUGCUGCCUACGUGGGCGACGUCCCCAUCCUCCAGUUGCUACUGCUGUCAGGUGCUAAUGUCAAUGCUAAGGACACACUGUGGCUGACCCCCCUCCAUCGUGCUGCCGCUUCUAGGAACGAGAAAGUUCUGGGGCUGCUCCUAGCACAUUCAGCAGACGUGAAUGCCCGGGACAAGCUAUGGCAGACACCACUGCAUGUGGCUGCUGCCAACCGGGCCACCAAGUGUGCGGAAGCGCUGGCCCCGCUGCUGAGCAGCCUCAACGUGGCCGACCGAAGUGGGCGCAGUGCUCUGCACCACGCUGUGCACAGUGGGCACCUGGAGAUGGUGAACCUGCUUCUGAACAAGGGGGCCAGUCUGAAUGUCUGUGACAAAAAGGAGCGGCAGCCACUGCAUUGGGCAGCUUUUCUAGGGCAUUUGGAGGUCCUGAAGCUGUUGGUGGCCCGGGGCGCAGAUCCUAGUUGCAAGGACCGCAAGGGCUAUGGGCUGCUUCACACAGCUGCUGCCAAUGGCCAGAUCGAUGUGGUCAAGCACCUGCUACGGCUAGGUGCCGAGAUCGAUGAGCCCAACGCCUAUGGGAACACGGCUCUGCACAUUGCCUGCUACCUGGGCCAGGAUGCUGUGGCCAAUGAGCUGGUGAAUGCAGGCGCUAAUGUCAACCAGCCCAAUGACAAGGGAUUUACUCCAUUGCAUGUGGCCGCAGUCUCCACUAAUGGUGCACUCUGCUUGGAACUCUUGGUCAAUAAUGGGGCAGACGUCAAUUUCCAGAGCAAGGAAGGAAAGAGUCCUUUACAUAUGGCUGCCAUCCAUGGGCGUUUCACCCGAUCUCAGAUCCUUAUCCAGAAUGGCAGUGAGAUUGACUGUGCUGACAAAUACGGGAAUACGCCGUUGCACGUGGCCGCCCGCUAUGGACACGAGCUGCUCAUCAGCACCCUUAUGACCAACGGUGCUGACACCGCCCGGCGAGGCAUCCACGAUAUGUUCCCCCUGCACUUAGCUGUUCUCUUUGGAUUUUCAGACUGCUGUCGUAAGCUUCUCUCCUCAGGUCAGCUGUACAGCAUCGUGUCUUCACUCAGUAACGAGCACGUUCUCUCUGCUGGUUUUGACAUCAACACGCCUGAUAACCUUGGCCGGACCUGUCUCCACGCUGCUGCUUCUGGAGGGAAUGUUGAAUGUCUUAAUUUGCUGUUGAGCAGUGGAGCCGACUUGAGGAGGAGAGACAAGUUUGGAAGGACCCCAUUGCACUAUGCAGCUGCCAAUGGCAGCUACCAGUGUGCGGUGACGCUGGUGACUGCCGGAGCGGGCAUCAACGAAGCCGACUGUAAAGGCUGCUCCCCUCUGCACUAUGCUGCCGCUUCCGACACCUACCGGAGAGCGGAGCCGCACUCGGCUGCCAGCCACGACCCUGAAGAGGACGAGCCACUGAAGGCGUCCCGGAGGAAGGAGGCCUUCUUCUGUCUGGAGUUUUUACUGGAUAACGGUGCAGACCCCUCCCUGCGGGACAGGCAGGGUUACACAGCCGUGCACUAUGCAGCUGCCUAUGGCAACAGACAGAACCUUGAGCUGCUCCUAGAAAUGUCUUUUAACUGCCUGGAGGAUGUGGAGAACACCAUUCCAGUCAGCCCUUUGCACUUAGCUGCCUAUAAUGGUCACUGUGAAGCACUGAAGACACUGGCGGAGACGCUGGUGAAUCUGGACGUGAGGGACCACAAAGGCCGGACUGCGCUGUUCCUGGCCACAGAACGUGGCUCCACAGAGUGUGUGGAGGUGCUCACGGCCCAUGGAGCCUCUGCCCUGGUCAAGGAACGCAAGCGGAAGUGGACGCCCCUUCAUGCUGCUGCUGCUUCUGGUCACACUGACUCCCUGCACCUGCUGAUCGACAGCGGAGAGCGCGCUGACAUCACUGAUGUCAUGGACGCCCAUGGACAGACUCCGCUCAUGCUGGCCAUCAUGAAUGGCCACGUGGACUGUGUACACCUCCUGUUGGAAAAAGGCUCGACGGCUGAUGCAGCCGAUCGCCGGGGCCGAACCGCCUUGCACCGUGGGGCGGUGACUGGCUGCGAGGACUGUCUGGCUGCCCUUCUGGACCACGACGCCUUUGUACUAUGCCGAGAUUUCAAGGGCAGGACGCCGAUCCACCUGGCCUCGGCCUGUGGCCACACCGCUGUCUUGAGGACCUUGUUACAGGCUGCCCUGUCCACAGAUCCCUUGGAUGCCGUAGUGGACUACAGUGGCUACUCUCCCAUGCACUGGGCCUCCUACACUGGACAUGAAGAUUGUCUGGAGUUGCUACUUGAACACAGCCCAUUCUCGUACCUAGAAGGAAACCCCUUCACUCCUUUGCACUGUGCAGUAAUCAACAACCAGGACAGCACCACCGAGAUGCUGCUAGGAGCGCUGGGUGCCAAGAUUGUGAAUAGCCGAGAUGCCAAAGGACGGACCCCCCUUCAUGCUGCUGCCUUCGCAGACAAUGUCUCUGGGCUCCAGAUGCUGCUGAGGCACCAAGCUGAGGUGGAUGCCAUCGAUCAGGCUGGCAGGACGGCUCUCAUGACCGCAGCCGAGAAUGGGCAGACUGCUGCCGUUGAGUUUCUGUUAUAUCAAGCAAAAGCAGACCUGACUGUGCUGGAUGGGAAUAAGAACACUGCCCUGCACCUAGCAUGCAGCAAGGGCCACGAGAAAUGUGCCCUGUUAAUCCUGGCGGAAACUCAAGACCUUGGCCUUAUCAAUGCCACCAACAGUGCACUGCAGAUGCCACUCCACAUCGCUGCCCGGAAUGGCCUGGCUUCUGUGGUGCAGGCGCUGCUCAGUCGUGGGGCCACAGUGCUGGCUGUAGAUGAAGAAGGUCACACUCCAGCUCUGGCCUGUGCGCCCAACAAAGAUGUGGCGGACUGUCUGGCCUUGAUCCUCUCCACCAUGAAGCCUUUCCCACCUAAGGACGCCGUCAGCCCCUUCAGCUUCAGCCUGCUCAAGAACUGUGGCAUCGCUGCUGCCAAGACAGUGGGCGGCUGCGGCGCCCUGCCCCACGGGGCCUCCUGCCCCUACAGCCAGGAGCGGCACGGCGCCAUCGGCUUAGACGGCUGCUACUCAGAGUAGAUCCUCCGCUGGUCUCCCCACACCGGUGACCUGAUAUCUUAUUCUAUUUAUUUAGAAAAUGUCUAUAAAUAUAGGGCACUUUAAAGGAGAACACGACUUGGGUGAUGGGGGGGCUGGGAGUGGGGAUAAGUUACGGGGGACGGAGGGAAAGGGCCGGAGAGAAGCUGCUCACCCCUGUGACACCCAAACCGAGCAGGGCAUUAGUGGGCCACCAGGGACUUCGCAGGCGCUCUCGGUGCCCCCAGGGCAGGCCCUUCUGCCCAGUAACCUGAACAAAAUUACUAAAUGCCUGGCUCCUCUGAUCUCGCUGCCCACCCCCGUCCUGCCUCCCCUCUACCCCUUCCUGCUUCCUUUUUUGUCCCUCCUCCAGUUUUCCUGCCUCUGGAGCCAGGCAGUUACCCAUCCCUGUCCCAAUCACUGCCCUUCCUGCUCGGCUAGCCUUCCCCCCCCACCCCCCGAAGCAGUGAGAAGCCUUAAUUUCUGGUACUGUGUGAGCACUCUGGAGGUGCCCCCCUCGCCCGGUAGGGGCAGCUGGGUGGUGGUGGGGUAGACCUUUAGCACUGAGGCCUGGAGCUUCUUCCUCUCCCCUCCCGUCCACCCUGGUGCCCCCUCCCCCUCCGAUCCAAAUGCAAAACACUUGAAGCGACAACUACUGUACCUGGGACCCCGAGAUCUGCUCCCUUCUCCCCCCACUUCCUCAUAUGCAAACCAAGGGCUGGCUCUGCCCCUUCUUGGCCCCCUCACCAUGCACUUUAACCUUGCUUCUUCAUUUUCACUCCUUUGGGGAAGAGCAGCACCUGUGGCUCCCUCCUCCUCCCCCUCCUCCUCCCCCUCCUCCUCCCCCUCCUCCUCUUCUUCCUCCCCCUCCUCCUCCUCCUCAGCUCUCCAUGCUUAGGCUUGUCCUGACUUUUGAAGGAAGCAUUUCCCCCUUAGUGGAAGACACAAAUGAAUUUCCUGUCCAUUUCAAGGCCACGGCCCUCUCAUGUUCUCUGUGUAUGUCUCGAGCAUGUGCUUGUUCGUGUGUGUGGAAGGAGGGCCAUCCCCAUCCUGGGUUCCUCCGGCCUCCCCCUUUGCCUCGAUCGUCCUGUAUGUCCAAGAACACCCCACCCCGAUCCCUGAUGAUCCGAAGCCAAAGAUGGUGGGAGGGGCGGGGGCAGACUAGAGACCACCACCGCCUGAGACUGGAGCCCAGAGUCCCUGACCCCAGGUGCUGGGGAUGCUGGGGGGUCAGGCCGGGGCCUUGACUAACUGGCUUGCUAAAGCCCUGCCCCAAACGGUGAACCAGGGAAGGUGGGGGCAAAUUUUUCUCUAAAUGUAGCAUUGAAUUUGGCCCUGGUCCCCUUAGAUGCCCUAACCAUCCAUCUCCCAGCCAGGCCUCUCAGCUCUCCCGCCCCCCAGCCAGUGUUCCCCGCCUCACACGCAAUACCUCAGCCAGGAGCCAAGACACAUAACUUGAACAGAGGCCAUACCCCGUCCCCUCCCUCACUACUCCUCGGUUGCCAUCAGUAUUGUUUCCUGAAAACUGGACUGGCCUCGUUUACAUAGUGCUUUUGGGCGCUCCCCCAGCCCCCAGCCUCAUUCACAUUCUUCCCAGCUUUACUUCCUUUCCUGUUUGGACUUCUUUUCCGCCAUCUCUGCCUAGAAUGACAUUGGGGCAUUAGGGGAUAUCCCAGGGACCCCUCCCUCUCGACACCCCAAGUGUUCAUUGAUCCAGUUUUCUGUGGCUUGUCUGAGACCUCUUCUCUGCUGUUCUUUGUGGUCUCUGUGUUCCCCACUCUCUCUCUGUGUUCCCCUUUGUCCCCAUCACUGUUCCCCCAAACAUUUCAAAGCUUUGAGAUGACCGUUGUUGGUGAGAAGGACUGUGCAGCUUCUAGUUUUCCAUCCUGUUAAAGCCAAAGGGCCUUUCGCUGCCCCUUUCCCCUGCCCUCCUGCUCCUUGCUCCUUCCCUAGAUGACAAUCAAUAUGACCUCUCUAAGGGCUGCCGCCCCGCCCCUGCCCCCCAGUCUCUGCUGGCUUUUCAAAGUGCACUCGCCCACUCUGAUGCUUUCUUCCAAGCCUUCUCAUCCCCCCUUCCCAUCCUCGUUUUGAUGCAGGGAUUUGGGUAGAGGGGACAAUACGGGUUCUCCAGAGGAGCCCGUCUGGGUGUCAGUCGUGUUCUCCUUUAUUGAUGCUCAACAAUGUCAGUAAGAAUCUGAGUGUUUGCAAAGCGCCCCAUUCUUGUGCUAAAAGAGAUUUCUGGUGGCUGCCCAGGCUUUGCCCCUUCAGCACGGUGUCAGCAUUGCUGGGGAAAGAGGGGGCUCCCUUAGCUCCUUGUGUAAUUGGUGAGGGGGCCUGGAGGAUGAGCAGCCUCCUCUCCUUAUGCCAAAGGAAAUUCCCUGCCCCACCCUGGGCUCCCAUGCCCCUGUUGUUUUUGAAGCAUCUUGUCCCAUACUCAUGGCCACUGCAUAUUUAUUUUAAUUUUCAGUUUUUGUAAACCUUUUUGACUUAAACGGGUGUGGAGAAAUUAAACCAAGGCAGAAUGGCCCCGGUCCUUCCCCAGGAAGGGGAGGGAGUAGGCAUCUCUUUCCCCUUCCUUCCCUAGGCUCCCCCCCACCCCCCACCCCCCAAAAAGCUCUAAAGCACUUGCUUCAAGUAAUAAGCACUUUUGUGGAAAAGCCUCCCUAGAGAGGUCCUGGAGAGCAGCCCCAGGGUCCCAGCAAAGAGUGUUAUGGAGGAGACAAAGGAGACUGGUGGGAAAAGACAGCUGAUGAGAGCCAGUUUUUAGUUUCUGAUUUGGGGGGCUUUUCUGAUCAGAGGGACAUUGGGCAGUUGGAAGGGGGCAUCCAUGCUCCCACUCCUAAAAAAGAAAGGCACAAACCGUGAGUCCUGGUAGAACAGAGAGACCAGGGUCACUGCCACUUGUCCAGCUGAGACUGAUGGGGCUACCUCCCCCACCCUGCCACCUCGAGCCAUAGGACUGCUGAAAACCACUGAAUGUACAGCCCAGGUUGGGGUGGGGGCAGCCCGUAGGGAAGGGGCUUCUAUUCUUCUUGUUUGGUGCUGUGGGGGGUGGGGGAGAUAACAUUGAGGGACCCCCACCCCCAAUAAGACUUGUGUUUCUUGGGGUGGAAUUGCGGGGGAGGGCCUGCCUUCCUUCCUGUCCCCCCAGGGCCCUUUCCCUCUCUUCACCCCCUCCGUCUAGACUGUAAGUCCAGCUCACCUUUGCCUUCAAUAUGUAACCAAAGGAAAACUCAAUACUGUUUCCACCAACGUCCACCAAUGUUGCCCCACUGGACCGCCCCUGUGUUCCCUUGGCCUUGAAGGGGAAAGGAGGCCUGAGGGCCUUGGGAAAUGCUCUGCAGAGCGGCUCCUCGAGUGUCUUCCCCAGAGUCCUUCAGAGAGCUGGGCUGGAGAGCAGGGGGUGGGGGGUCUCUGAACGUGACGGCGCACCCGUGUUUCUUGGGUCCCGGCUCCAGCGGGCCUCACGUGCCAGGAAGGAAGCCCUUUCCUCCUUUCCCCUCCUUGGCCAUUCCCCACCCCAGGCCCAGUCUGUGUUUCUCCCCUCUCCCUUCCUUCCCCGACUCCAGCAAAGGAAAAUAGCCUUACAGACAACAGCCCAGAAGCCCUCCUAGGGGGGAUGGUUGGGGAUCUCCUGCCCCUGUCAUUUCAGAGUUUGGGGCACGGGGAGGGGAACUAAGCGGCCCCUUCCUCUGCCUGGUCAAAGGGGUUCUCUCCUUCCAUGGGGUCCUUCGCAUGGUCAGGCUGGCUCUCCACCGGCGAGGAAGGAAGGGUCAAGGCAAUGAAUACUUGAGGUCCAAGCCCAGAGGUCUGAGAGGGGGGUCUGGCUCGUCUCCCCUAAAGCCCUUCCAGAGAAGUGACCAAACUCCAGCUUUGGGGGGUGGCGGCGGGGGUGCUGCUUUUCUUAACUACUUGAAGGUACUAACUCCAAGGCUGCUGUUGCCCGUUUGUGUGAAGUGAUAGAAACUGUAACUAGCACUUGGGAGGGCAUGUGACAGUGAGGAGGAUGGAUUCUUCCCAGUCCCAUUCCUCUCGCCCCCCAUUCCCCUCGGGCCUGAGCACUGGACUGCCCAUCGGGAGCCCCCCAAGGAGCUCCCCCUCUUUCUGGGCACCGUCUCCAAUUGCACUAAAGUAGCUGUUGUGCCAGUCUUGCCCCCACUCCAGGGUGGGGCCUCUGCUUCCAAACCUGCCCCCCAUCUCGUCCCCUUGUCACACCUGGAUAGCUCAGCGUUGGGGGGUGUCCAGGGCAAAGGGAGGAGGGAAUGUGGCUGGAGAGGGGUCAGCUAGUGAAGACGGGAGGGAGGAGAAUGGAGAAGGAAAGCCUCCCUGGAGCCACGGGAGCCCGAGUGAGGGCAUCCGCCCUCAAGGCUUCGGUCUGGCAGAUGUGCCAAAUUGGGGUGGGGCGGCCCCCCCAAGGCGGCUCUCAAAGCAAUACAGUUCCCCCUUCCUGGGAGCCAAGCAAGAGAGGGGAGAGGGGAGGCCUGAGGACUUCCUCGUGCCCAGCUGUGCGUAGGGCAGCCUGUGAGAAUGUUGGGUGUCCAGUGCCCGCGGGGGGCUCCUCUGUCUGCUCCUCUCCCCCUUGACCUGCAUGGCCUGUGAUGCUGCAAACACCAUCCUGUGUGCAGGUGUGCCGGGGGCUUCCCCCACCCCCACCCCGUGACCCAUGUACUCGGUUGUAGGAAGUAAAGAGAACUGAGCACAAUUCACUGGAUUCUAGUGGAAUCUUUCUCUAAGCAAUUUGUCACACCUGCUUGUCCUCCCCCCCCAAACCCACCCCGUGGUGCUAGCGUUGGAAUCGGGGAGGGGCCUGAGGGAGAGGGUGUCUGACCACUGGGCCCCAACACCUCCUGGGCCGAGAACAGCCAGAGCCAGGGCAGCACGGGGAGUGUUGGACGGGGGCCCUCGCGCCGUCCCCCAGCCCCGGGGUAAAGCACAAAGACUCCCCGCAGAUGGACGUGCCCAGGCCCCCCACCGGACCGAGGCUGGGGGCCUCCUGCCCUGAGCCCUCGGGCCCCACCCCGGGUUUCUACCCUCUUUGGUGUGAGAACAACUGUUCAGUCAUCAUGGUUUGGGGAUGGGUUCUGUUUAUUAAAGUCCUAUUGCUCCUA
Molecule: messenger RNA, 8511 nt
Organism: Monodelphis domestica (gray short-tailed opossum)
Lineage: Eukaryota; Metazoa; Chordata; Mammalia; Didelphimorphia; Didelphidae
Gene: ANKRD52
Product: ankyrin repeat domain 52
Molecular function (GO): protein binding
Source: RefSeq, a predicted model, not a curated record